Molecule: messenger RNA, 6134 nt
Organism: Drosophila obscura
Lineage: Eukaryota; Metazoa; Arthropoda; Insecta; Diptera; Drosophilidae
Gene: mam
Product: neurogenic protein mastermind
Exons: 6
Coding region: 482-5440 (1652 amino acids)
Biological process (GO): Notch signaling pathway; CENP-A containing chromatin assembly; chromosome segregation
Cellular component (GO): nuclear speck; chromatin; nucleus
Molecular function (GO): transcription coactivator activity
Source: RefSeq, a predicted model, not a curated record
CAAAUGUUGCAGUUAAAAAAUCAAAUAAAAACAAAAAGUGAACAAAAAUUAUCUGUGUGGAAAUACUACGAGAUAAUGUACUAACAAAUGGAAUACUAUAAUCAAUAAAACAAAUCAAAUUGGAUUAUCGCCCAGCUGCUGGGAACUUGCCACCAAGAUGAUGAUGACCUUGCCACCGUUUGGCUGGUUCCACUUUCUCCAGCUUCCUUUGCACCGAUCGACGUAGAACCCCCACGGAAUGCCACAGAGAGGGGAAACGCAAUAAAAGCACCAGCCACUGCCAUUAGUAGUCAUACAUCAGAUAUAUAGACAUAGCUUAAAAAAACAUAUAUAUAUACAUAUAUAUAUAUACAUAUAUAUAUAUAGAUUUGGCCCUGCGUCUUGUUCUUCGUGAUUUCGUCGCUGUCAGCGUUCGACGCCGACUGAGACGAGAACAGCGAAGCAACGAGAGCACAGCGAAAGCCUCACCACGGACGCAUUUAUGGAUGCGGGCGGCCUGCCAGUCUUCCAAGCCAGCCAAGCAGCCGCAGCCGUCGCCCAGCAACAACAGCAACAGCAACAACAACAGCAGCAUCAGCAUUUGAAUCUCCAAUUGCAUCAGCAGCACUUGGGCCUACACCUGCAACAGCAACAGCAACUGCAACUGCAACACAAUGCACAGGCGCAGCAGCAGCAGCAGCAGAUACAAGUGCAACAACAACAGCAGCAACAGCAGCAGCACUCUCCCUACAAUGCCAACCUGGGAGCAACAGGAGGCAUUGUCGGCGGCCUUGUUGCUGGCGGCAACGGAACUGGCGGCCCUCCAAAUCCAGGAGUCAGCCUCGGACCCAACAGUGGGGGCGGCGGCCCAUCGCCAAGCGAUGCCCUGCCUCCCAAGCGACAGCCCAUUGUGGACCGAUUGCGACGCCGCAUGGAGAACUAUCGACGAAGGCAGACGGACUGCGUGCCGCGAUUCGAGCAGGCCUUCAGCACCGUCUGCGAGCAGCAGAACCAGGAGACCACCGCCCUGCAGAAGCGCUUCCUCGAGAGCAAGAAUAAGCGGGCGGCCAAGAAGACCGACAAGAAGCUGCCCGAUCCCCAGCAGCAUCAGCAGCAGCAGCAGCAACAACAGCAACAACAUCAGCAGCAACAUCAACAACAGCAGCAGCAGCAGCAGCAUCAACAGGCGGCACAGACGAUGUUAGCCGGACAACUGCAGAGCAGUGUUCAUGUGCAACAAAAAUUCCUUAAACGACCAGCGGAGGAUGUUGACAAUGGCGCCGAGAACUUUGAGCCGCCGCAUAAGUUGCCCAACAACAACAACAACAAUAGCAACAGCAACAACAACAACGGCUCGAAUGCCAACAACAAUGGGAACAACAACGGCAACAGUGGCAGCAACAACACCGGCAACAGCGGCAACAGCAACAACAACGGCUCUGAGAAUCUAACCAAAUUCUCAGUGGAAAUCGUCCAACAGCUGGAGUUCACGACCUCUGCGGCCAAUUCGCAGCCGCAGCAGAUUAGCACGAAUGUCACAGUGAAGGCCCUGACCAACACCUCAGUGAAGAGCGAACCAGGUGUGGGCGGCGGCGGUGGUGGUGGUGGCGGUGGUGGUGGAAACGGAGGAGGUGGCAACAACGGAAGCGAUCAGCAGCAGCAGCAGCAACAUCAUCCGCAGCAACAGCAACACCAACAACACCAACAGCAGCAGCAGCACCAACAACACCAACAACACCAGCACCAACAAGGCAGCGGACUGGGUGGCCUCGGCAAUAAUGGGCGUGGCGGGGGUCCUGGCGGAAUGGCCCAGGGACCCGGCGGUGGCGGACUCGGUGGCCUUGGAGUCGGCGUCGGAAUGGGCAUGGGACCCAACAUGAUGUCCGCACAACAGAAGUCGGCCCUCGGCAAUCUGGCCAAUCUGGUGGAGUGCAAGCGGGAGCCCGACCACGACUUCCCCGACCUAGGCUCGUUGGACAAGGACGGGGGCAAUGGCCAGUUUCCCGGCUUUCCCGAUCUCCUGGGCGAUGACAACUCGGAGAACAACGACACCUUCAAGGAUCUCAUCAACAAUUUGCAGGACUUCAAUCCCAGCUUCCUCGACGGCUUCGACGAGAAGCCGCUACUGGACAUCAAGACGGAGGACGGCAUCAAGGUGGAGCCCCCGAAUGCCCAGGACCUCAUCAACAGCCUGAAUGUGAAGUCUGAGGGCGGUCUGGGGCAUGGCUUUGGGGGCUUUGGCGUCGGAAUGGGCAUGGAUAAUCAGGCCAUGAAGAUGCGCGGCGCCGGUGUUGGUGUUGGUGGCGGCGGCUUCCCCAAUGGCCCCAACGGUGGCGUGGUUGGUGCAGGAGGCGGAGGCGGCGGAGGACAAGCUUCUGGUGGCGGAAAUCUCAUGUCGGAGCAUCCGCUGGCCGCCCAGACACUCAAGCAGAUGGCCGAGCAGCAUCAGCACAAGAGUGCCAUGGGCGGCAUGGGUGGCUUUCCCCGUCCCCCGCAUGGCAUGCAGCCGCAGCAGCAGCAACAGGCCCAGCAACAGCAGCAGCAGGCCCAACAGCAGCAGCAGCAGCAUGGCCAGAUGAUGGGGGGCCCUGGUCAGGGUCAGCCCGGCCGCUACAACGACUAUGGGGGUGGAUUUCCCAACGACUUUGGCCUGGGUCCCAAUGCCCCACAACAACAGCAGCAGCAGCAGCCUCAGCAGCAGCAUCUGCCGCCGCAGUUCCACCAGAAGGGUCCUGGGCCAGGCGCCGGUCCCGGUCCGGGCAUGAAUGUCCAGCAGAACUACCUGGACAUCAAGCAGGAGCUCUUCUAUUCCUCUCAAAACGAUUUCGAUCUCAAGCGCCUGCAGCAGCAGCAGGCCAUGCAGCAGCAACAGCAGCAGCAGCAGCAACAACAUCACCAGCAACAGCAGCAGCAGCACCCCAACCCGAAUGGCCCCAAAAUGGGGGGUGUGCCCAACUUCAGCAAGCAGCAGCAGCAGCAACAGGUGCCACAACAACAGCAGCAAUUGCAGCAGCAGCAGCAGUACUCGCCUUUCAGCAAUCAAAAUGCAAAUGCUGCAGCCGCCGCCGCUGCCGCCGCCAACUUCCUCAACUGUCCGCCUCGUGGCGGUCCCAAUGGCAACCAGCAGCAGCAGCAGCAGCCCGGAAAUCUGCCCCAGCAGCAACAGCAGAAUCAGCAGCAGCAGCAGGGUGGCGGCCCACAGGGUGGUCCCCAGCAGCAGCAGCAGCGUGGCGGCAAUGGACAGCAGCAGAACAAUCCCAAUGCCGGGCCCGGUGGCAAUGCGGCGCAGCAGCAGGCGACCACAACAACGCUGCAGAUGAAGCAGACGCAGCAGCUGCACAUCAGCCAGCAGGGUGGAGGAGCGCACGGCAUUCAGGUGUCGGCUGGUCAGCAUCUGCAUCUGAGUGGUGACAUGAAGAGCAAUGUCUCCGUGGCCGCCCAACAGGGCGUCUUCUUCAGCCAGCAGCAGGCCCAGCAGCAGCAGCAGCAACAGCAGCAACAGCAGCAGCAGCCUGGCAACGGUGGACCCAAUCCCCAGCAGCAGCAGCAACCGCAUAGCGGCAAUGCUGGGGCUGGAGUGGGCGUCGGAGUGGGCGUGGGCAAUGGCGGACCCAAUCCCGGACAGCAGCAGCAGCAGCAACCAAAUCAAAAUAUGAGUAACGCAAACGUACCCUCCGAUGGCUUCUCGCUCUCCCAAAGCCAAAGCAUGAGCUUCAGCCAGCAGCAGCAGCAGCAGCAACAACAACAGGCAGCAGCAGCGGCGGCGGCAGCAGCAGCUGCCCAGCAGCAACAGGCAGCCGCCCAACAGCAGCAGCAGCAGGUGCCACCCAAUAUGCGGCAGCGUCAGACCCAGGCGCAGGCUGCAGCUGCAGCAGCGGCGGCAGCAGCAGCGCAGGCGCAGGCAGCGGCAAAUGCAAACGGUCCCAAUGUUCCGCUCAUGCAACAGGGACCCCAGGGCCCGGGCGUGGGCGUUGGGGUUGGCGUGGGCGUGGGCGUCGGCAAUGGAGGCGGCGGAGGCAUGCCUAGCAAUGGGCCCGCCGGUGGACCUAGCAACGGUGCAAUGAAUCAGAUGGGAGGACCGAUGGGCGGCAUGCCGGGCAUGCAGAUGGGCGGACCCAUGAACCCCAUGCAGAUGAACCCGAAUGCGGCUGGUCCCAAUGCCCAGAUGAUGAUGGGCGGCGGCGGAGGCGGAGUGGGGCCAGGUCCCGGCCAGGUUCCUGGUCCAGGGCCUAACCAGGCCAAGUUCCUGCAGCAGCAGCAGAUGAUGCGCGCCCAGGCCAUGCAGCAGCAGCAGCAGCACAUGUCCGGCGCGCGUCCGCCUCCUCCGGAGUACAAUGCCACCAAGGCGCAGCUGAUGCAGGCCCAGAUGAUGCAGCAGACGGUGGGUGGGGGCGGUGUUGGUGUGGGCGGGGUCGGAGGAGUGGGCGGUGGAGGAGGCAACGGUGGUGGGCGCUUUCCCAACAGCGCUGCCCAGGCGGCGGCCAUGCGCCGCAUGACUCAGCAGCCGAUUCCUCCUUCGGGACCGAUGAUGCGGCCCCAGCACGCGGCCAUGUACAUGCAGCAGCACGGCGUUGCUGGCGGUGGUCCGCGUGGCGGAAUGGGUGGUCCGUACGGCGGCGGUGCAGGCGGACCCAUGGGUGGGCCCCAGCAGCGGCCCCCCAAUGUCCAAGUGACGCCCGACGGCAUGCCCCUAGGAUCGCAGCAGGAAUGGCGGCACAUGAUGAUGUCCCAGCAGCAGUCGCAAAUGGGCUUCGGCGGUCCCGGACCCGGCGGCCCCAUGCGGCAGGGCCCAGGCGGUUUCAAUAGUGGAAACUUCAUGCCCAACGGAGCCCCUAAUGCGCCUGGCAGCGGACCCAAUGGCGGAGGCGGCGGCAUGAUGUCCGGCCCGAAUGUGCCGCAAAUGCAACUGACUCCGGCACAGAUGCAGCAACAACUGAUGCGCCAACAACAACAGCAACAGCAGCACAUGGGACCCGGUGCUGGCGGCAACAUGCAGAUGCAACAGCUCCUGCAGCAGCAGCAGUCGGCGGCCGGCGGCAACAUGAUGGCCAGCCAGAUGCAAAUGUCCAGCAUGCACAUGACCCAGACGCAGCAGCAGAUCACCAUGCAGCAGCAGCAGCAGUUUGUCCAGAGCAGCACCACGACCACGCACCAGCAGCAGCAACUGCUGCAGAUGCAGGGCCAGGGUCAGGGCGGCGGUCCGGGAUCGGCUAGUAAUAACAACGGAGGCGGCGUCGGCGUUGGUGCAGGUGGGGUGGGAGCGGUUGGUGGCAACGCAUCCAGCACAAUUGCCAGCGCCAGCUCGAUAAGCCAGACGAUCAACUCGGUGGUGGCCAACUCGAAUGACUUGUGUCUCGAAUUCCUUGACAACCUGCCGGUGGACAGCAAUUUCUCCACGCAGGAUCUGAUCAACUCCCUCGACAACGACAACUUUAAUCUGCAGGACUUCAAUAUGCCGUAGAUUCGUUGAAGUAGUCUCCAUCAUCCACCACCAGCAUCCACCACCAGCAUCCACCACCAGCACCACCACAUUGUUGCCUCAGUUUUGUUCACAAUUUUUGUUUUGUUGCCUAUUGUUGUUAUUGGUCUUGGCCAGCCUCAUCCCAAAACUGAACCGAACCCCCCGCCCCUGGCCCAUGCACAUGCCCAUGCCCCGUCCCUGCCAAUGAAGUUAAUUUGUUUGUUAAUUGUGUGUGUGAAUUAAUACCCACUCGUGCGGGUGUACGAGUAUACCUAAGCUAAGUUCCGUUCGUCUAUGUACUAUAAUUUCUAGUUUCACGCUGGCUCCACUGUAUCACAUGGAAGCGAUUGUAUUAUCCGAGCUGCACAAAGUCCAAGGUGCAGGGCGUACGGACACUGGGCGUGGCAGCGGCUAGAGUUCGCAAGACAUUCCAUAUAACCAAUAUGCCAGGCCAUCAACUGAGGAAAAUCAAAAAGUAUUCACAAGUACUUUAAAAUCAACCAAUACUCGCAAUAGGAGCGACAUGCCACGCCACCAAAACACUUAAGCACUUGUACUUAAUGCAAAUGUUUGUGCCACGCCCAGUGGUGCCAAGUGCGCCGCCCCCACUUCAUUUGAUUACUUAAGCAAAAGCCACAAGAAAAAAUACAUACAAAUUUAUAACAAGUAACAAAGAACUUAAAACUAAAAACAA